Molecule: messenger RNA, 1677 nt
Organism: Caenorhabditis elegans
Lineage: Eukaryota; Metazoa; Nematoda; Chromadorea; Rhabditida; Rhabditidae
Gene: lgc-49
Product: Ligand-Gated ion Channel
Exons: 8
Coding region: 1-1374 (457 amino acids)
Biological process (GO): monoatomic ion transport; monoatomic ion transmembrane transport; excitatory postsynaptic potential
Cellular component (GO): postsynapse; plasma membrane; membrane
Molecular function (GO): extracellular ligand-gated monoatomic ion channel activity; monoatomic ion channel activity; transmembrane signaling receptor activity
Source: RefSeq, marked reviewed
AUGCACAACAGAAAGACACCAAAUAGUUUCUUCAUCUUUUUAAUACUUCUUUCCAUUUUACAAAUUAAUAUAUGCGAAAUUAUAAUCGAUAGUGAUUAUAAUGUUAGUUCUGACGAUGAUCCAACGACAACUACACAAAAACCAAGAAAUUGCACUCGACAACCAGCUAUCAUAGACAAGCUUUUGAACGGAACCGGAUACAACAAGUUCCGGAUACCAAACGAAAAUGGAGUACCUGUUCAAGUUGAAUUCUGGGUUCAAGCAAUUACGUCAAUUAACGAAAUUACCAAUGAUUUCGAAAUGGAUAUAUACAUUAACGAAAUGUGGCUGGAUCCGGCACUCAAGUUUGAUCAUCUUAAUCCUUGUAAACAAAAUUUGUCAGUGAGCCAUCAAGUUUUGGAACAACUUUGGACACCAAAUAGUUGUUUUGUGAACAGCAAAUUUGCAGAAAUUCAUGAUUCACCGUUCAAGAAUGUCUUCUUGAUGAUUUAUCCAAACGGAACAGUAUGGGUCAAUUAUCGUGUCAACGUCAAAGGUCCGUGUGAUCUGUCAUUAGAGCUGUUCCCACUUGACAUUCAAGAGUGUCACCUUAUUUAUGAAAGUUUCAACUACAACAACCAAGAAGUUCGAAUGCGAUGGAACGAGAAAAGCGCUGAACCUGUCUCCGUAACAAAUAAAAUUCGACUUCCCGAUUUUGAAUUAAUCAAAAUUGAAUCCACGCGAAUUUCGGCACCAUAUCCAGCUGGAAUGUGGGAUGAGCUUCAUGUGAAAUUGGUGUUCGAAAGAAGAUAUAUUUGGUAUUUCAUGCAAGCAUAUCUCCCAACAUAUCUUACAAUUUUUAUCAGCUGGAUCUCAUUCUCUCUCGGAACGAAAGCGAUGCCUGCUCGUACAAUGCUUGGUGUAAAUGCUCUCUUAGCAAUGAUAUUUCAAUUCGGAAAUAUUAUGAGAAAUCUUCCUCGUGUCUCUUAUGUGAAAGCAAUUGACGUCUGGAUGCUUGUUUCCAUGACAUUUAUUUUUUUAUCACUACUCGAAUUGGCUAUCGUUGGAUAUAAAACAAAAAACGAGGAGGGAUCGAAAAAGAAAUGUCCUCAUAAGAAAUUGUUGGACAAUUUCGAAGCAUCGCCUGCAGGAUUAUGUCGAUAUGAGAAAAGAUUCAUGUUACCAGUUGAACGACGUUCUGCACGAUGGGGAGGAAUUAUAAGGUUUCAAGUAUUCCAAGACUUCUGGAACUGGAGCCCUGAAAAAAUUGAUCGGGUUUCGGCAAUCAUGUUUCCCGCUUGUUUUGCUAUUUUCAAUAUCGUCUACUGGUCAUACUACUACAAUAAAAAAUUAGAAAAAGCUGCAGAAAUGAAAUUGAACGAAGACCGUCUGUGAUUUUCAAUAUUGUGACAAGAAGAUUGAAAGAUCUACUGACUUUAAUAAUUUCAUCUUAUCGAAUUAUCUCUUGUCGAUUACACCUUCAAAAGGACCAAAAGUAGGAAUCAAAAUGUGUAUCCAAUUUUUCCCCCGUUUUUUGUUUUUAUUAUUUCCCUUAUCCCCUUUACAUGAUGACUUUACCAAGAGUCCUUCACAAAUGUUCAACAUUUCGGGUUUUUGCCAUCUCCGCACUCUUGAACCGAAUGAUAGUCGUUUCAUCGUCCCAGUUUUUGUAAAUUGUGAUAAAUGAUUAUGAAUUUG